Molecule: messenger RNA, 2684 nt
Organism: Thecamonas trahens ATCC 50062
Lineage: Eukaryota; Apusomonadida; Apusomonadidae
Product: histone deacetylase 6
Exons: 3
Coding region: 1-2622 (873 amino acids)
Biological process (GO): chromatin organization
Cellular component (GO): histone deacetylase complex
Molecular function (GO): histone deacetylase activity
Source: RefSeq, a predicted model, not a curated record
AUGGGCAUCAAUCCGCAGAACGGAGUAGUAGCCCUGGCGGCCCACAUGGCUGCCGGCGGAGCAGUCAGCCCGACCCGGACGGGCCUGCGGCACCCGGUCCUCCCGCGGGCCCUCCCCACGCCCUUUGUGGCCCUCAAUGGCCUCGGUCCGCCGUAUCCGCUCGACUCACUGGCCUAUCUCCUUGCCGCACACGCCGCAGGCUCGGCCGCCCCGCCUGCCGCCUCCCGCCCCGCCCUCGCCCUGGGCGCCCCUCGCCGGCCCAUCCUCGCUGUCCUGGCCGAUCCGCACACCCUGGCCAGCAUCCUCUCUGCCCGCGCCGCAGCUUUUGCUACUGCCACUGUUGGCCCUGCUGCCGGCCCUGCUGCCGGCCCUGCUGCCGGCCCUGCUGCCGGCCCGGGUCCGUCUCCAAGCUCUUCUGUCAUCACGACAACGGGUACCGACGUCACGACGACGGAUGCCGACGUCACGACGACGAGUGCCAAUGCCAGGACGACGGGUGCCGAUGGUGCUGGCGAAGAUCAUGGCAGUGGCGACGAUGACGAGUUUGACAUGAUCUCGUCGCUCUCGCUGUCGGGAGAUGUUGAAGACGAGGACGAGGUCGCGGCUGUACAGGAGGGCAGUUCGCAGGCUGUGGUUGAAGAAGAACUUGUGGUGGCUGUGCCAGAGCUGCCAGAUGGCCUACUGCUCCCACCGGCGUCACCGAGUCUGGUUCUCGGCCGAUCGAAGCUUCACCGGUCGCUGUCGAUGAUGGACUCGCUCUCGCUGGGGUUGGAGGGCGAUGGAGGGCCAAGCGGUCAUCAGCCGCCGCUGUCGUCGCCGCGGCGGCGGGCGGGGCGGCGGCGGCGGCAGGUGCACCGGUCGCGGUCGCGGGCAGCCGGCGGCGGCGCGGAUGGGGUCCCCGGCGGCAGCCAGGUCGCCGCGGCGGCGGGCGGGGCGAGGUCGGCGCGCAGGCCCGGCCUCGUUUUUGACGCGCGAAUGGUCCAGCACAUGUCGCCGUCCGAGUGGACUCACCCCGAAGCACCGCACCGCGUGGUCUCGAUCAUGGCCGCCCUGCAGUACCGUGGGCUGGAGGCCAAGUUUGAGCGGGUGCCGGUCCGCCCGCUCACUCUCGACGAGGCCAAGACAGUGCAUUCGAGCGCACACUGGUCGCACGUCCACGGCAUCACCACUGCGUCGGUCAAGGCGCGCAAGAAGCUGGUGGCGGCCUGCAAUUCGGUUUUUCUCAACAAGCACUCGGGCGUGGCGGCCGAGCUCUCAGCCGGUGGUCUACUCGAGCUCACCGCCCGCGUGGCCCGCGGUGAGCUCGGCUCGGGCGUGGCUGUCAUCCGGCCGCCGGGCCAUCACGCGGAGCGGUCGACUCCAAUGGGCUUCUGCCUCUUCAACAACGUGGCCGUAGCAGCCGGUGUGGCUACAUCGCCGAGUCUAGCUGGGCCAUCGCUUGGCCUCAAGGCACCGCUCGCGCGGGUGCUCAUCAUCGACUGGGACGUCCACCACGGCAACGGCAUUCAGAAUGCCUUUGCCGAUAACCCCGCUGUCAUGUACUUUUCCAUGCAUCGCUUCGACAACGGCACGUUCUACCCGGGCUCGCCCGCCAUCCCGUACUACGCCGCCGGGCCUGAGGCCACGGGUGUCUGUCCAGGCUCGGGUUUCAACUACAACGUGGCCUGGAACUACGACGAGCUGACGCCCGGAGCGACAGCCGAGCGUCCCUCAGGCUCGUUGCCGUCGGCCGCCGAGCUCCUCGACGGCGCCACCAUCGGCGACGGCGACUACCUCGCUGUCCUACACCACGUCCUCCUCCCGCUCAUGCAGCGCUACCAGCCGCAGCUUGUUUUCAUCUCGGCCGGCUUUGACGCUGCUGCUGGCGAUCCGCUCGGCGGCGCGAGCCUCACUCCGCUUGCCUACGCCACCAUGACCGCCGCCAUCCGCGAUGCUGCGCCAGACAAGGUCAUCCUCGCUCUCGAGGGCGGGUACUCGCUCAAGGCCAUUGCCGACUCGGCCGCCGCCUGCGCCGCGGUCCUUGCCGGCGCCGAGCCACUCAAUGCGCUCUCGCCAUCGCAGGCUGGACUCGCUGCCAUCCGCGCCGUCAUCUCUGCCCACGCUGCGCCGAUCGAACUGAUGGGCGGCGCCGACGAGCCGCGGCCCGCCGUCUUUGCCCAGUGCCGCAACCCGCGCAACAACCCAGCAGCGGCGUCGUUGGCGUCGACCUCGGGCCGGGUUGUGCCCUCGUUCAAGAUUUCCGGCACAGCGUCGAGCUCGGGCUCCGAGUCGGGCUCGCGCCGGUCGCGGCGCCGCCUGCAGGUCCCGUCGCGGCGGAACCGCAAGAAGAAGAAGAACCGUCGCAAGGGCGGCUCGCGGAGCGGGACCACCACCGGCUCGGCCUCGACCACCGUCUCGCCCUGCGAUCUCUCCGGCUCCACGUCGGGCGUGUCCCGCAAGGGCGAGAUCCACAAUUGCCGCUGCCGCUCGUGGUUCCCGCAGACAAAGGUGGCCGAGCUUGACGCGCUCCACGCCGCCCGCGCUGCCUACAUUGACGGCUUCAAGUUGCCGAACAUGACUCAGGCGCUGGCUGGCGAGCUGACCCUGCCGGGCAACGUCGAGCCCAGCACCGACAAGCGGUGAUGAUGUGGUAGCUGCAGCCGAUUGGCGGCAUGAAUCAGCCGCGAAUACACACACAGGCGUAG